Messenger RNA from Nelumbo nucifera (sacred lotus), 2283 nucleotides. RefSeq names its product AP-5 complex subunit zeta-1. The record is from RefSeq and is a predicted model, not a curated record. NCBI's taxonomy places the organism in Eukaryota, Viridiplantae, Streptophyta, Magnoliopsida, Proteales, Nelumbonaceae.
UGAAUGAACCUACGGUGCUUUUACUUGUGAAUGAACGUAGAGUGCAGGAAAAAGUGCAGCACGUCUCGUCUCCCCUCAUAACCUUAACCCGCCCAAGGCCCAACCGUGGUGAUUGCCUGAUUGGUGAAGGCGGGAGUCUCAGCUACACUUUUUACAAUAGAGAACUAAAACGGAAGAACAGAAGAAAAGAAAACAGAAAUUCUAAUCACGUCGGGAGAUGGCAAAACCAGUCAAUCGAGAAAAAGACUGGGAAUAUCACCUCCAAUUGUUAUCUAUUAGUACCAGAGAUUCCUCUUCGGCAAAUGACCCUGCUUCCGAUUCAUCUAUCCGUGAAUCUGUGAAAAAUCUCCAUGAGAUGUGUAAGUCUGAGAAAUCGGAGGAUUUGAUAGCUAGGGUGUAUCCGCAUAUAAACAAGCUUUUUCAACGGUCGGUAGCGUCGUUGUCUCAGUCAAGGACAUCUAAUGGACUCCUCUUGCUGGCCAUUCUUCAAUUUUUUCUUGACUUUGGGGAGGUGAUCCUGCAUGAUGCUGAUCCUAGCCUAAGGACUUUUUUCCGUUCAUGUUUAAGCCGUGAGUUUGCAGAUCCUACUGUUGCUGAAGCAACCCUUGGUUUUCUAAAUAUGAACAAGAGAAAACUCCUAAAUUCUUUUCCGACCUUGCUCCCGCAGUUCUUUCCACUGUUGCUAAAGCUGAUAGCAUGGAAUGGAAAGAGAUUGGAAAAACCAUUUAUGAAGGUUUUUCCAGGAAUGAUGUCUCCUGGAUCAUUUCUUCCACUUUUUCCAUCAAUAAUUGACUUGCCAAUUCUGGUAGUGGCAUUGGAAAAGGUGGAACGGAGUUCAGGGUCAUUAAUUGGGAGUAGCAUAGCCUCAAUUCAGAAGAGUACGGCUCCUGAGAUGCUACUUGCACUCAUGGAUGAAGCUUAUACUGGUUCGACCAUUGAAGACAGAGGGGGUGGCUCUGAAUCUGAUGAUAACAAUACUAUAGAUGUUGCAGAUUCUGUAUUUCUUGACCUCCUUAAGGAUGAGAACGAUGGGCUUGCUGAACGCCAAUGGACUUCUCCUGGGAUGGCCGCAGCAUUGCAAGCUGCAAUCAACACACCUCAGUCUGAGAGGCUAAAACAAGCAUUGAGCAUGGCACCACAGCUGCUUGACAUGUAUUUUGCUGUAGCUUUGCGAGAUGUCAAUAAUUCACUAAUCUGUGCGCUAAUUCCACUGCUUAUGUCGAGAAAUGCAACAAUAUUUCCUGACAAGGUUUUCUCAUAUGAGAUCCGGAGGAGGCUUUUAGAAUUCAUGCUAGCUUCAUUUCAACGUUCUCCAGAUUUCAUUGCACUAUUAAAGAAGCCUAUAAUUGAUAGACUGGGAGAAGCUUAUGAUAGCCCUGCAAAGACAGAGUUAGCAUUACAACUUUGUUGGGCUAUUAGCGAGCAUGGAGGUGGUGGUGGUUCUCAUAGAGAUGCAGCUCGAGAGCUCUUUGAAAGCUUAGAAUUGCUCUUGUAUGAGAACCUUUCAUCUAGUCGUCUGGGUCUAAGCCAGGAGUCAGCUCUUAGUUCAAAUAGUGCAACUUUCAGAAAAUCAUCACAGGCUAGGCUUUUGUGUUUCGUUAUUACAGCAAUUGCGAAGCUUGCUACAUACCAUCGUGAGUUAUUACCAAGGGCACGUGUAUCUCUCGCCAAGGUAGCUCGAUCACGGAACUCAGACAUGAGGGUUUUGAGGCGGGCUCGUGAUUAUUUGGGAUUAAUGAAUGAACCAGCAAUUUGCUUAUCUAUUUUGGGACCACCAAGUGGUGUCCUACAGGGUCCAGGCACUGUCAACUGGAAUGAAGGUGGCUCAAAGAUGAUUGCUCAUAUUCCAUUCUAUAUUCUAAGUGAACAAGAAGGUCCACCGUUUCAUGAUUUUCUAUUCUCCGAUAUACUUCAAAGCUGAUAAACAGAGCCAAUACAGAAAAAAAAAAGGUAUAUAUUUGAGUUUCCAGGUAAGGUUGUAGUGCUCUCUGAUGUGCUCCAUUGAGAUGGCAAUAGUCAAUAAGUUAAAGCAGAUACCCUAAAUUGAUUAAUUCGACCUCCCAUUCCAGUUGCCAGAUGUGAUAUUUUUUUGUUAACAAAUCUGGACUUUUGCUUUCUCUGCUUAUUCAUCCAAAUUCUUACGCUUGAAAGUGCUUGACUUGGAGAAAAAUAAAAUGACAUCUGGAUUUCGUGGCGUAUGGAGUAUUUGUUUUGUAAACUGGCAAGUAAAAUGUUUUUUUUGUUUUUUCUAAUUGCAUUUCUUUGCAAUGAUUUUUUCCUCCA